Molecule: messenger RNA, 1854 nt
Organism: Spizellomyces punctatus DAOM BR117
Lineage: Eukaryota; Fungi; Chytridiomycota; Chytridiomycetes; Spizellomycetales; Spizellomycetaceae
Exons: 3
Coding region: 67-1710 (547 amino acids)
Source: RefSeq, a predicted model, not a curated record
AGUACAACGACCUUAAAAGCACAUUCACGGAGCAGAUACGGCACCAGCUUCGACAUUACCUAACCAAUGCGAGUCGGAAGCGUCGACAUUGACGCUAAUCGAGUUGAAAAACGAUUAGGCUUGCCCUUGCUGUCAGGACUUCAUCCAACAUGCCACAAGAGCCACAAAAGCCAUGACUGUACACCACUGCCAUCUCUUCCUCAGCAACGAAACCUAACUGUCAAUGUGCACAAGCUGUGCGACUUGACGUACAGCAUUUGGGGGGAAAGAGGUCCAUUGGUCAAUUCGUGCAAAGUGGAGGGCGAUGCAGAGCGGGGGCGAGUGUUUUUAGGGUACUUGACUGCGUGUUUGGAAGAUGAAAAGAAGAAGGCGAGGAAGAAGAGGAGGGUUGGCAGAGCGAUUGUUAAAGAAGAGUCUAUUGCUGGACGACCGGGCAAGACACAGGGUUUAGUGGAUAAAUUCAUAGCGUCUCAGAACAACCAAGCAUCAACUGAUCUUCAUCCUAAAUGCGGAAUACGGCGUCGAGGUGCCUUAAAUGCGAUCAUACCAACAACCCAAGAUCUUCUCCCCAUUUUGCAAAAAGCACCUCCAGCGCGUACGCAAGAAGACAUGAAAAUCCUCUUCCGCGGUCUACGUCCACUUGGGGCUUUCAAAAGUCUUUCCAAUUUCGCGCUGACACAAUUACUUGGUGUUCUGCAUCUGAACACCUAUGAACCGCAUCGAAUCGUCUUCAAACAGGGGGACGAAGGGACGUCCUGGUUUGUUAUUUUACAAGGUAGGGUAAACGUUAUGGUCGCUUCGGGGAAUAGUGAUAGUGCAGGGAAAAGCAGGACGUGGACUGGAGAGCAUGGUUCUGCAAGACUUUUAAUACAGAGUAGCAAUACGGUUGGGACAUUGGGUCCUGGAGAGGGGUUUGGGGAGGUAGCAUUGGCGACGGAUGCAAGAAGGGCUGCGACUAUCAUGACGGUUGAAAAGUGCUUCAUAUUAAGAGUGGAGAAGGGGGAUUAUAAUCGGAUGGUCCGAUUCAUGCACGAAAAAGAUCGCAAAGAAAAAAUCUUCUUUCUUCGAAAAGUCCCAGCUCUUUCGACACUACCGUCCCUCAUCCCCAUUGUCAACGCAAUGACCUUAAAAUCACAUCCAAAAAAUACACAUCUGCUCUCUCAACAUCAUCCCAUAACCGAGGUCUGCUUCAUCAAAUCAGGACGGUGCGUCGUGCAAGCCCAGUUGGAAGUAGAGACGUCGCUGUGUCUACCAGAUAUUGCGGGACCAUUCUGCGUGUCGGUUGUGCUCGGGUACCUAGGUCCUGGGGAUUAUUUUGGAGAAACGAUCGUUUUGCAUGCUCCGUCUCAAUAUGGGCAUAACAACAAUGGUUAUAGUCCAUCCGAAUUGGAACAAGGCGAUGUAAAUCAGCAACGAGCGAAAACGGUUUCUCGAGACCUUGUCAGCUCAGUGACGGUACGCUCGGUAACACCGGUGGAAAUUGGCCACAUCUCGGCACACGAUGCCCGAUCACAUCUGAGUGGGCACCUCCAAUUAUCAGAAUAUACGGUGAAAUCACUGGACAAGGAAAAACUUCUGAAUGCUUAUUUUGAGUACAUGGACUUGAAACGAUGGAAGCGCUACAGGCGGUUGGUAUUGAAUGGGUUUGUUAAAGAGCGAUUUGCUGAUCCGUGCAUGAAUUUGGAUCGUUUUCGUCAGCGCAUAACAUAGCUUAGUGUAGAAUAGUGUAGAAGAUGUCCUUUAUACAGGUCCUGUGAUGGAUUCUGGCAUUUGACAUGAACAUCCUCCUCUUCCAAUUUCGUAAACUUUGUAGCAUGCUGGGUUGAGGAGCGUUUGGAAUACAUACAUAUCAAC